GAAACAGUUCUCCAAAUUGGUGUCUUCAUCAGACAGGAGUUUGGGACAGGUUCAUGGCAAGGUGCAACAGGAGACUGGACCUGAAGCUCAUAAGGAAGGCUAUGAAUAGAAUUGGUUUUGAAGACUCCCUCCAACUUCAACAUCUUGAUGAUUACAGCUCCAAAAAGGAAAAUCCCAACAUCCCUCUUUGGGUAACCAUCAACAGAUUACCUCUGCAUCUUCUUGAUGUUGGUGCCCUAUAUCAGCUCUUUUUCCUGCUUGGCACCCCUUUGAAGGUAGAUUCAGAUACGCUUCUUCAUCACAGAUUUGAUUCUGCCAAGGCAUGUGUCAUUGUUGAUAUCUCAGCUCCUCUUCCCUCUGGCAUCCAUGUUUCAUUAGACAAUAAGGUCAUAGUGAGAGUACCUGCAAAACCUCACCGCCGGGAAGGGCCAGGUGUCCAUGGGGGCACCCCCUGUCAGAAGGAUCAGGAGUGGCUGGUUGUUACCAAAAAGAAAAAUACAAAACCUGGAGCCUACUCUAUCCCACCAAUUCAUUAUUGGAAACCCAAACCACUUAUCAGCCAAGUCAUACCAAAAGCUAAAUAUCAAGCAGAACAAGACAAAGUACUAUCCCAGAGGGCAAAAUCAGUAACUUUGGGCCCUCUCCCAGUAACCUGCCCCCUCCUUCACAAUGGAGCCAAUCCAAUGCCAAUUGUGCAAGGCAUAGAGAGCACCUCUUCUCCCAUGGCUAUGAAGGAAUUACAGGAAGUCAGAAUAAUUUUCACCCACACCUCAGAAACAGCUGAAAAGAAAGAAAUCCAUAAACAUGAGCCACUUCCUCUGCACAACAAAUUCUCACCUCUUAGUCACCUUUGUGAAGAACAUGGUCCUCUCACUCACAGAAGUCUUGAUGACACUCAAAAAAAGGGGGACUCAAGCCGUGCCACUUCAACCAUAAUAAAUGCUAUUGGACCUGAUGAGGGUGCAUUGGAAAUUGAAGAUGAUGAGGAAGAAAUCCCUCCUCACUACCACUCAGAGGGGGAAAAGCUUCCAUCCAUUCAAGACACCUCACGUGUCACUUCUCUUCCUGUUCAGUUAGAUAGGAGAAUCAAGGCUUUGGCUCAUAACAACAUUAUCCCCUCAUAUGGUGUCCUCACUAGAAGUCAGAGCAAGAUAUAUGGAGUUCAUUCCCACCUCAUCCCUCUCUAAUGAAUUUUCUUUUCUGGAAUAUUAGAGGGAUAGCUUCUUCCCAAGCAAGACUUCUAUCCCUCAUUAAACUUCACAAAAUUUCCUUUCUUGCUAUUUUAGAACCCCUAGUUAGCAACAAAAAACUCUCCAGAUACUCUCUCUCUUAAUUUUUCCAACCACCUCUCUGCCCUGGAUAAUAAAGCCUGGAUCUUCUG
Cuscuta campestris is the source of this 1381-nucleotide messenger RNA. Lineage: Eukaryota; Viridiplantae; Streptophyta; Magnoliopsida; Solanales; Convolvulaceae. The record is from the annotation of a GenBank genome assembly.